Molecule: messenger RNA, 1583 nt
Organism: Ananas comosus (pineapple)
Lineage: Eukaryota; Viridiplantae; Streptophyta; Magnoliopsida; Poales; Bromeliaceae
Exons: 7
Coding region: 838-1293 (151 amino acids)
Source: RefSeq, a predicted model, not a curated record
CAUUUCGCUUUUCUCUGUCUCUCUACCUUAACCUAGCUCUUCGUCCCCUCUACCUGUAGUAGCCGCACGGGUAAGGGGAGCCCUUGAUCGGCUUAUGCCCGUACUUGCGCCACGAGAACUCGUCCGCCGGGAGGAGGAGGAGGACGAGGCCUCGGGUCGGUGGGGGAUGGGCCGGGGCGGAAGCGGGCGUGGCCAGUCCGGUUGAGGAUGGAGAUCAUCUUGCGGAACUUGGAGACCGUCUGAUCGGCGAUCUCCUUGCAAUCCAACGGCUGAUACGGCCCCGCCGGCUGCGAGAGCUGGAACACAUGUGCUCCAAGCUCCGCAGCCCCGCCGCGGCCGCCUCCUGGAUCGCCGCGUGCUCGUCGAUCUUCGCGCACCCCAUCAGAUCUACGGUCAUCCUAUUCUUCUUUUCCUUUCUCCUCCCCUUUCGUCUCCGCUACUUUAUCCUCUCUCUCUCUCUCUCUUCUCUUCUAAUUUCCUCUUUCUCUCCGCUCCACCUGCGGCUCCAGCAAGCCCCGCGCCUCCGUCUUCAUCGGAAGCGAGCCUCGCGCCUCCGCCGCCUGUGGCUCCAGCACCCCCACGGGGGGCUUCGCUGCAGGCCACCGCGCCGCGUCGCCUCGUCGAGCCGCACCUGCGCGUCGCCUCGUCGAGGAGCAGGUUCAAGCCGCACCUUCACUGCAGGCGAGCCGUAGCUUCAAGCCGUCACCUGCGUGUCGCCUCUACAUCCCCAAUUAUUCGGUGGUGCACGAAAAGGGGCUUUUGCCACAGCAACUUUGAAACACCAACAUAGGAUGCGUGGCAUAGAGAAAGGCAAUGGAGCGCCAUCCAAUGUAGUAGAUGAAGAAUCUACUGAAGGAAUACUUAAAAUAUCCAAAUCCUAAAAGCACACUUUCUCCUUGUUGGUUCAAUUUGGUUUUAAUGCAGUUCUUUUUCCCUCUUCUCAAGGCUCUUCCAUCUAUUGGCAUCCCAAAGAGCCACAGCAUGCAGCUUCCGACAAUAAGCAUCCCUUCAACAGCUGGUUAUACAUCAAGCCUUCUUGGUUAUUCUAUUUUCCCACAGCUGCAAGGUAUUUUGCAAGCAAAUAUGCUCCAAAGGGACAAUAUUCUUAUUUUGAUGAAGCAGUUGAGCAUUAGUGAGCAAUCCCCCGAGGGAGUAUUACCAUCAGUUCCUGCCAUUGUAACCGAAAAGUCUUGGGUUUUGGGUUUUGUGAGCACCGCGUUGGGUUUCACCAGAUUCGGCGCCGGAUUAACGGCCGGGGUUGUGAUUGGGGCCGAGAUGUCUACAUCCUGUUAAGCAUAUUGUCUACAUCCUGAUUUAUAAGAGGUGGUGAUGAGAAAUAUUUUGGCAGGUCAUUGGUGAUGUAUUGAAUCAAGUUUAAAAAUUUAGGCAUAUUUUGAAAACUUUACAUUUGAUAGCAUGUGGAAAUGACAAAAACACUAUUAUUGUGUUUUGUUUUUUGGUUUUGUUGGGUGAUUAUUUUACUUAUAUAUGAUGAUUCAGUUUUACUUAUAUAUAUUGUCCCAAACUUCUUUAUGUUGUGAGAGACACAAUUCGAUGCAAAAUGUAGAAUUUCUGAUUGUUGA